Molecule: messenger RNA, 4548 nt
Organism: Cyclopterus lumpus (lumpfish)
Lineage: Eukaryota; Metazoa; Chordata; Actinopteri; Perciformes; Cyclopteridae
Gene: st6gal1
Product: ST6 beta-galactosamide alpha-2,6-sialyltranferase 1
Exons: 8
Coding region: 976-2448 (490 amino acids)
Molecular function (GO): sialyltransferase activity
Source: RefSeq, a predicted model, not a curated record
UAUACCAAAGAUUAACACAUACAGUAAAUGUAUAUUUAUUAAAUUAAUUAAAUUAUGAAAUGCUUUGUAAUUAUUUUUUAUUUCACUUGUAUUGGGUGGAAGAAGAAAUAUUAAAGACAUAAUCUCAAAAGCAUUAAAAAACUAAACUAGCUGAAUAUCUAAAUACCAACCGAGAGCUAAAAUAACUUUAUGGUAAUUUGGGUGACUCUUUUACUCACUUUGUUGUGUCCAAUAAGCUAAAUAUUGCAGACUCCAUUUAAUUAAUUAAUAAAGUUUGUCACGAUAUAAAAUCACAUAUCGUGUGCCGUUGAAAGUAAAUUACUUUAAAUUAUCACGUAUCUAAUUAAUAUUUCCCCUUUUCUACGAAGUCUAAAGUUCUUGAUUAACAGUUUUUGUUUCCAGCUCUUAUUCUAGUUCUAUAUUUUUGAUUAGGAGCUUUAUACAUAUUAUUAGCAUUAUUAGACCUUUAUAUUAACCAGGUAAAAUCAAUUGAGAACCAAUUCUCAUUUACGACGAUGACCAAGAGGCCGUAACACAGUCCAGAAAACACAGGAGAAAAUGGCUAAAAGGUACAUUAAUAAACACUAUGUACAAAAAAAAAAGGCGGAUUACUGGAUGUUCUUUGUAAAAAUGGAAGAGAGAGAGAGAAGCGAGGGCUGGUCAGCAGUCAACUCUGACUCGUUGCUUUAGUUUGAGCAUGUUCAGAGAGGUGAGAGCGUGUUUUGGGCAAAAUGAACGACGUUGUGACCAAACACAGGACGGACUCCUUUGGAUCGAUGAGCCUGAUGAAGCCACCGGAUCUCAAAACGCCGAUCGCUGUCAGAAAAUGUGCAGAAGAUUUGAGAGGUGGCGAGGGGGUCGUUCCCCAAAAUGGAUUUGUGGACCUCGAGCAGCCAGUGUUGUGAAGGGAGGGGCCGACCCACCAGUCCGUAAAGAUCGCAGUUAAUUUCUUCUUAAAAUAUCCCCGGGGCGGCGAUGGACCGCGUCAGCCUGCUGUGGCGCCUGAGGCGGCGGGCUCGCCGCGGAGUCCUCUGCAUGGCCUUCUUCUGCAUCUCCAUGGCUCUGCUCUACGCCAUCUGUGCCGAAAACAGCGUGCCCGUCACCGACGCCAUUUUCGGGGUGCGGGCGCGAACCCGGGCUCAGCCUCGCGCGCACUCCGUCGUCAAGGUGCUGCGAGGCGGAGCCAAGCCCAUGUACAUCGACCCCCAGAAGCUCCCAGGGGUCGUUCCGGGCGACCCUCACCGUCCAAUCCCUGUCCUCUCCUCUCCAAACCACACCCACGAAGCCGGCGACCCCGCGCCAAAGCGGAAGCCAAAAGAGCGCGAGCACCCCGGGUUUUUCGCCCGGCUGCUGCCGCGCCCCUUCACGCGCGCCCUGGAGACCCUGUUCGGAGGCCGCCGGCGGGGGGAGCUGAGCGGCAGGGUGGGGGAGGCCGAGUUCUUCGGGCCUCACGGGCUUUUGGGAGAAGUGUGGGAUGACGAGAUGUCCAGUAGCAUGCUGGGAAGCAGACUGAGGAAGGUGGUGCAGAACUAUCAGGCGAUGAAUAAGUACGGGGUGGAAGUCUCCGGUCCCGGUGGAGUGUCCAACAGGCCCAAGCUGAGUGGUCCCAAGCUCCUCUGCCAGCUGAAGGACAACAUAGAGGUCGCGACGUUGACCUCCGACCUCCAGCCCUUCUCGUCGCUGCCCUGGGCCGACCAGCUGCCGCCAAAGCCGCUGACCUCUGACCUCGGGCCGUACAGGAGCUGCGCCGUGGUCUCGUCUGCAGGGUCGCUACGCUACUCCGGACUUGGCAAAGAGAUAGACUCUCACGACGCCGUGCUGCGCUUCAACGCCGCGCCGACCACCGGCUACGAGAAGGACGUCGGUUCUAAAACCACGAUCCGCCUCAUCAACUCGCAGGUGAUGGCGUCUGACGACCAUCGUUUCCUGUCCAGCUCUCUGUACAGCUCAGGUGCUCUGGUGGCCUGGGACCCCGCCCCCUUCUCCGCCGACCUCACUCAGUGGUACAACCGGACAGAUUACCCAAUCUUCACCCAGUACCAGAGGUACAGGAGGCUCCACCCGAUGCAGCCCUUCUACAUCCUGCACCCUCGCUUUGAGUGGCAGGUCUGGCAACGAAUACAGGACAACAUGGCUGAGCCCAUCCAGAAGAACCCCCCCUCCUCCGGCCUGCUCGGAACCGUCCUGAUGAUGUCGCUGUGCGAGGUGGUGCACGUCUACGAGUUCCUGCCGUCCCGCAGGAAGACGGAGCUCUGCCAUUACUAUCAGCGUUUCUACGACGCCGCGUGCACGCUCGGCGCCUACCACCCUCUGCUGUACGAGAAGAACCUGGUCAAGCGGAUGAACCAGGGGCCCGACCGCGACAUCUACACCCACGGACGGGUCACGCUGCCUGGGUUUGGAAAGCUGAACUGCACCCAGGCCGCUGGAGGUUUUCCUAACCACUGACUGGGAAUCACAGAGGCAGCGGAGCACAUAAACAAACACACACACACACACACACGAUGCAAAGCAGAACCCUGCAUGAAGACACGUAAACAAGAGGACAGACGCAUGAACACUUUAUUCACAAAGGAACGUGCCACUCCCUAUAAAUAGUCCAAUCAACUGAUAGAUGCGCCUGUUGUUUACACAUAUAUAUAUAUAUAUACUUAUGAGGACGUUCGACAGAUAAUCCCUGUUCAUCACUAAAACCAACCCUUAAAAAAGGACCAUCUAAAAAUCCUGCUCGCUUUUUUGAUGUUAUUGAUUUUUUUUGAUUUCAUAGCUCACCUUUAGGUUUUAGACAAUCUGCCUCUGCACACUGUCGAGUUAGUGUGUUAGUGCGUCUCUAACUAUGCUCCAUGCCCAUUGGCUCUUACUGAAAACAAAAAUAGUCACAUUUUUAAGUUUCAGUAAUCUCCUAAAACUGCUGGUAGUUGUUAAUCAAACAAACAGGAGGAAACGCAUUGCGCUAUACUUGAUGCUCAGUCGUUCAUGAAGAACGUGCAAUCAUAUCGCACUUGUGUUUGUGAAUAAGACGGAAAAUACAGCUGCUUUGCUUUUAGGCUUUUUAUGCGACUUGGAUUUUUAGUUUAGGGAAUAUGUAAGAGCCCUAUUUUCAGGGCUUGAAAACCCCUUCAAGCAGCAGGACGUCUUGACUGGAUGUCGGCUGUUUCCUCCUCCAUGUGAUUGAAUUCGUUCUCAGACUGGUGAUGAGUAUCAACCCACGACACACACAGAAGGAGCCCGAGUCACCGUACGAGUACGCCCACAUGUUGGUCUGAAGUCAUUCUUUCUGCAGCAACGCCGCUUUUAAUUGGUAAAAUGAUCACGGGAGCCCUCAAAAGAAGUGAUAUAAUAACAAGCCAUGUUGUCCCCUCUGGUUUUCCUUCAUACAUUCACACUUUGGCCAGUAAAACAGUUAAUUAGAUGUAGACCUUUGAGUGGUUGUGGAUGCGGUUUGAGAGCAAACACAAAUCACAAAUGCAUGUGAAAUUAUCUCUUAAAUGUCUGUAUAUGCACACGGAUAAGAAACUGAUCCCUUCUCUGGAGAACACAAGAGAACCAGAGGGUUUUAGAGGGUUUCUAAAAGAGUGCCGGACUGCAUCGUUAAGAAACCUGCUGAUGAAUGUCACUACAUGACACACACACUCCUCACUCAACCUAUUUAUUGAAGAUAAAUGCUGCCUGCGGACGACUCUUAUCCAAACAAAGCCAACAGUCCAGUAACAAAACAAGUUAAAAAACCUGUCACAACCUUUUCCUAAUAGUCUUUUUAUAAUUAUAUAGUGUAUAUAUAUAUAUAUUAAUGCAGUAAGACUCAGGAGAAUGGUCUUUCAUGUGAUUCUGCGACUAAGCCCCGUGAAGCAGAACUAGUUUUAUUUCUACAAAUAUCCACAUUCACAAACUUGCUAACGUAGCUGCUAGCUUGGAAUUGAUGUCUGGUGGGACAUUAAAAGAAAUACAGGUAGUCCUUUUGUUUUUUUAUUAGAGAAUAUAUACACUAUACCAUUCAUAUAAACAUACAUUGUCAUCCCGCUACUUUGCUGCCACUUUUACAUCUUUAGCUGGAGCCAGGGGGAGAAUUAGCUUAGCUUAGCAUAACAACUAGAAGCAGGUGGAAAGAGUUAGCCUGGCUCUCUCCAAAGGUAAAAGAGGAGAAACUGCAACAGGCCAUAGAUAUUAAAGCUAGUCUAAUAGCCUCGCUAGAUAUAAGAUAGUAAGCUAGGAAGUAGACUUCAGUCGGCUUAAACUUGUAUUUUCAGUAUCUCAGUAAAGAUCGGCCUCCAGAGUAUUCUGACUUUCAUUCUAUUAUUACCAACGCAUGUGUAGAGACAGGAGAAACCCUCUACACCUGAUGAAGAGGAACUAGCAUGGUACGGAGUCUGCUUUUAUCCCAUCAUGUAUCUUCACUAAACGUGACGUAAAACAUAUUGUUAUUCACAUCAUCACGCGUGCGCCGGCUCAUUGGCAUGCAAAUAACCACAAGGAGCUCCUUAGAUUGAAUGUUAUGAGUCUAAAAUAUCAGAUUUCUCAUAAUAAAUGAAUAAUAAAAGUUUUACGGAA